AUGCCUUUACUGGAUAUCGUUGGAAUGACAGCAACAGGGGAUACUUUCUACGCAGCGUUUGGCUUUAUGCACAACGAGACUGAGGAUACCUAUGGAUUUAUUCUUAAAUGCCUAUCUGACACAUUAUUUUAUUAUGAAUGUGGCUAUCCUCGAGUCAUCGUUACCGACAAAGAAAAAGGCCUGUAUAACGCGAUUGAGAAGGAAUUCAACUUUACAGAUCAUAUUCUCUGUAUUUGGCAUAUCCAGAAAGUUAUUAUGACUAAAUGUCGCCCAAUUCUUCGAAAGGAAGUUAUCCGAAUUAAAUAUGAAGGUGACAGUCGCCGUGCCCAAGAUAAUAAAGAGUUUAGCAACAAGGUAGAAAACGAAUGGAAGUCCUUUUUUGGCUUCUUUAUGCAGAUUGUCAACUCUAUUUCAGAGGAAGAGAUCAUUGUCACAACUGCUAAUCUCAAAGCAGAAUAUAGUGGUGACGUUUGGCAGCCAAUCUAUACUUAUUUAGAUGAGAACUGGCUUGAAGAGGAUACGGCAAAACGAUUCAUUAAAUUCUACACAAAUGAAUUCCGUCAUUUUGGACAAGAAGCAACUUCACGGAAUGAAGGCGCUCACUGGGUACUAAAGAAGGACCUUUUAGUAUCUACAAAGGACCUUUUAGGUACUGCACAGUCUAUCGCUCUUACUAUUACUGAUCGCUAUCGCAAGGUGUGGAAUUCUAUUGAAGAUAACCGUCAGAAACGCCCUCAUCAUCUACGGAUGCCUAUCUUCUCGCAGCGAGAACUAUCUGCGUUUGAAUACGAAUUAUCUCAAGAACAACCAGUCAGACGCCGAAAGCGGAAUAAUCAAGAAAGACGCAGAAGAUGGGGCCUUAGAGAUAGAGGAAACUCUACUGAAACGAUUGAAGUUGAUAAAGACGAUAGAAACAGCGAUAACGAGAAUGAGGUACCAACCAACGAAGAGAACGGGGAAACCAGCGAGAAAGAAGAAGUUGAACUACUACGACGCAGUCAGCGAGCUAGCCGUAGCAAGGCAGCACAGUGGUUAGGGGACGAGAACUGA
Aspergillus affinis is the source of this 1050-nucleotide messenger RNA. RefSeq lists its product as uncharacterized. Bases 1 to 1050 code for a protein of 349 amino acids. The transcript has 2 exons. NCBI's taxonomy places the organism in Eukaryota, Fungi, Ascomycota, Eurotiomycetes, Eurotiales, Aspergillaceae. The record is from RefSeq and is a predicted model, not a curated record.